UUGACGUUAAACUCCAUUGAGGAAACACCAACACUUCAUCCACUGUCACAACUGUGUGGUGAAUAGUUGCAUUUCGGAGGUGACUGUGUGUCUGUCUGCUGUCUCUGUCUUCAGUGUCUCUAAGUAUCGUUAUGUCCUGUCUUCGUCUCUGACCUGAGGAACCGAGUACGAAACCAAACAUGGACGCUGAUCCUCAGCAAGCAGAUAAUAAUACGACAGAAAAUGAAUCGACAGUGCGUCCAUCGAGGAUGACCAGACAGCAGGUCCUCACACUGAUGUCCAUGGCCUCUGUCAACUUCAGCUCAAUGAUCUGCUACUCAAUAUUAGGACCCUUUUUCCCCAAUGAGGCGAUAAAGAAAGGAGCCAGUCAGACCACUGUUGGCCUCAUAUUUGGUUGCUACGCUGUCUGCAAUUUGAUUGGUUCAUUGGUGCUGGGAAAAUAUAUCGUCCAAAUUGGUGCAAAGUUCAUGCUGGUUGCAGGGCUUUUUGUGUCAUCAGGCUGCACCAUUAUGUUUGGAUUACUUGAUCGGGCUCCUGCAGGACCUGCUUUCAUUACUUUGUGCUUUAUAGUGAGGUCAGUGGACGCCGUGGGCUUUGCAGCAGCUAUGACCUCCUCUUUUGCCCUGACAGCAAAAAUAUUCCCAAACAAUGUGGCAACUGUUUUGGGUAGUUUGGAAAUUUUUACUGGACUGGGUCUGAUUCUGGGGCCACCAGUUGGAGGAUGGUUUUACCAGUCAUUUGGAUAUGAAGUCCCUUUUAUGCUUCUUGGGUGUUUCCUGUUGGUGAUGGUUCCCUUCAACAUUUACAUCCUGCCUUCCAUUGAUGCUGUUCCCUCCAAAGACUCUUUCUUUCGACUUCUCACUCACUUUAAAAUAGUGCUUAUCUGCUAUGCGAUAUUCACACUCAGUGCAGGCCUGGGCUUCUUGGAUGCCACAUUGUCUCUUUUUGCAAUAGAGAAGUUUAAACUCACCCCUGGGUAUGUAGGCCUCAUCAUGCUUGGUUUAUCAUUGCCGUACUGUCUGGCCUCACCUUUGAUGGGAUACUUCACUGAUAAAUAUCCUGCCACCAGGAGGUGGUUUAUGGUGAUGGGAGGCAUCAUCACCGCACUGGGCUUCUGUCUGCUCGGUCCAGCUCCCUUCUUGCACAUCCCCAGUCAGCUGUGGCUGCUGGUCCUCAUGCUUGGUCUAAUUGGGUUUUCUCUGGGCAUGACUGCAAUCCCAACAUUCCCUGAGAUCAUCACAUGUGCAUAUCAGAAUGGCUUUGAAGAAGGGCUCAGUACUCUAGGGAUGGUGUCUGGACUGUUUGGGGCGGUUUGGUCCAUGGGGAUGUUUUACGGACCAAUAGUGGGGGGCCUCAUCACACAACAUCUGAGCUUUGAGUGGGCUGCUGUUGUCCAAGCAGGUUUGGGAUUCUUGGCUGCCUUCCUCCUCGCUAUUUAUUACGCCUGUGAAGGACCGCAACGGAAAAGGGUUCCAGAUGAUACGAGACAAACUGAUGAAAGCACUCCGCUGCUGAAUGAAUGAAACUCAUGAAACACAUGAAUGGACUUCAUAAAGGACACGAGUCAUAGAAGUUUGGAACGAUCUGUCUUUUCCAUUGUAAUUAGUUACACGUUGCAGUGCUUUAUCAAUAUCUGAGCAUCAUUGAGUCAUGUUCUGAAUCUGGAGAAGAAGUAGAUUAUUGCUUUUUCCAAGUUGAUUAUAACAUGAAUGAACACAGUCAUCAGUCACAGGAUGUUCAAACUAAAUGUGCCUUUUGUUCUGGAGCUCUCAAGUAAUAAUAGACUGACUUCCUCAUCACAUGAUGUGGAAUUUAUGUGAUGUUAGACAAGAGCUUCAGUCCACAAUCAUAAUAAAAGAGAUGUCAAUGAGUUGACUAAAAUCAUCAAACUUAUCAGAAAGAAGUCAUGGAAUAGAAUUUUUAGCAGCAAACUCAUAAACUCAAAAUUUUGUUUUUUGUUUUACUCUUAAAAUGACAUUAUUCCUAGAGUGGGGUUUGCCCUGUCUUGAUGCAAAUAUUCACUCUACAUUGUCUACAAGGAAAUUCACAAAAUAACAGAGAACAAGCUGGUCAGACGAGGAUGAAGAUGAGGAUGCUAAAGCCAAACUAAACAUGGAGUCAAACUCAAGGGUUUUCCACAGGUGUAAGUUCAGCAGUGGCUUUUCGCUGUCGUUAUUUAACUGAGAAUGCCACAUUUUUGCAUCAUAUUGGUUCCGUAUUACAUUUACUCAUUUGUUGCUCCGGCUCCUCCCACCAUCCAAAGACAUGCACUGAUAGGUUAAUGGGUUAAUCUAAAUUGCCCAUAGGUGUGAAUGUGAGAGUGAUUGUUUGUCUCUAUAUGUCAGCCCUGCGAUGAACUGGCG
Messenger RNA from Sphaeramia orbicularis (orbiculate cardinalfish), 2363 nucleotides. RefSeq names its product solute carrier family 18 member B1 (gene slc18b1). The record is from RefSeq and is a predicted model, not a curated record. The transcript has 14 exons. NCBI's taxonomy places the organism in Eukaryota, Metazoa, Chordata, Actinopteri, Kurtiformes, Apogonidae. Bases 180 to 1523 code for a protein of 447 amino acids. Gene Ontology annotation, biological process: transmembrane transport. Gene Ontology annotation, molecular function: transmembrane transporter activity.